AUGAGUGCCAACAUCUCUGCAUCCAAGGCUAAGCGUCUCGCAGCUAGAGCUGCCAAGAAGGGAACUCCCAAGUCCUCUGGAAAGAACACACCCAUCAUGGCUUCUGAAAACAACUCAUCUGAAGAUUUAGGUGUCGACAAUCUCAAAAUCAGUACUGAUCGUACUGCUACUGGUGUGUACACCUCUCAAGAGAGAAGCAGAGAUAUCAAGAUUGAUUCCUUCUCUCUCAACUUUCACGGUCGUGUGUUGAUUGAUAACGCUUCCAUCGAACUCAAUUUUGGUAGACGUUAUGGUCUCAUUGGUGCUAAUGGUUCUGGUAAAUCCACCUUCUUGGAAUCUCUUGCUGGCCGUGAUAUCGAAAUCCCUGAGCAUAUCGAUAUUUAUCUUUUGAAUCAAGAAGCUGAACCUUCUGAUCAAAACGCUGUCGAAGCUGUCAUUGCUUCUGCCCAAAAGGAAGUUGCUCGUCUUGAGAAGCAAGUUGAGGAUAUUCUCGGUGAGGAAGAUGGAGGAGACAACCCAUUGUUGGACGAUAUCUAUGAACGUAUUGAACAAAUGGAUCCUGCCACUUUCGAGACCAGAGCCUGUACUUUGUUGGCUGGUUUAGGUUUCGAUUCCAAGCAAAUGAAGAAGAUGACCAAGGACAUGUCUGGUGGUUGGAGAAUGCGUGUUGCUCUUGCUCGUGCUCUUUUCAUUAAGCCUACCUUGUUGCUUUUGGAUGAGCCUACUAACCAUUUGGAUUUGGAAGCUACUGUCUGGCUCGAAGAAUACUUGAAGACCUACGACCGUAUUCUCGUCAUCGUGUCUCACUCUCAAGAUUUCUUGAAUGGUGUCUGUUCCAACAUGAUGCACUUGACCCACAAGCGUAAGCUUAUCUACUAUGGUGGUAACUACGAUAUGUUUGUCAAGACCAAGGAAGAAAACGAAGUCAACCAAGCCAAGGCCUACGCCAAGCAACAAGAAGAAAUUGCUCACAUCAAGAAGUUCAUUGCUUCCGCUGGUACUUACGCCAAUUUGGUCAGACAAGCCAAGUCCAAGCAAAAGAUCAUUGACAAGAUGGAGGCUGCUGGUCUCAUCGAAAAGGUCGAGAACCCCUUGGCUUUCAAGUUCUCCUUCACCGAUGUCCCCAAGCUCCCCCCUCCCGUCCUUGCCUUCCAAGAUGUCUCUUUUGCUUAUGAUGGUAAGAUGGAGAACUGCCUUUACAGAAACCUCGAGUUGGGUGUUGAUAUGGAUUCUCGUAUCGCCUUGGUCGGUCCCAAUGGUGCUGGUAAGUCUACUUUGCUCAAGUUGAUGGAUAACGAGCUCGUCCCCACUGGUGGUCGUGUUCAAAAGCACACUGCCUUGAAGCUCGGUAAAUACUCCCAACACUCCAACGAUCAACUCGAUAACAACCUUUCUGCUAUCGAUUACAUGCGUAACAAGUUCCCUGGUGAAUCCACUGAUCUCGAACACUGGCGUCGUCAACUUGGUCGUUAUGGUUUGACCGGUGCUCAUCAAACAUCUCUUAUCAGUACUCUCUCUGAUGGUCUCAAGUCUCGUCUUGUGUUUGCUGAAUUAGCUGUCCUCCGUCCUCACAUCAUUUUGUUGGAUGAACCUACCAAUCACUUGGAUAUGGAGUCUAUCGACUCCCUCGCCGAUGCCAUUAACCGUUUCUCUGGUGGUGUUGUGCUUGUUUCUCACGAUUUCCGUUUGAUUUCUCAAGUUGCCAAGGAGAUCUGGCGUUGUGAAAAUGGCCAUGUCAAGCCUUUCGAAGGCACCAUUGCCGGUUACAAGGAACUGCUCAGAAAGAAUGUCAAGUUGUAA
Molecule: messenger RNA, 1800 nt
Organism: Mucor velutinosus
Lineage: Eukaryota; Fungi; Mucoromycota; Mucoromycetes; Mucorales; Mucoraceae
Product: trifunctional hydroxymethylpyrimidine kinase/phosphomethylpyrimidine kinase/thiaminase
Exons: 2
Coding region: 1-1800 (599 amino acids)
Molecular function (GO): ATP hydrolysis activity; ATP binding
Source: RefSeq, a predicted model, not a curated record